AUGUCCACCGAUGACACCGAAUUCACAGGAUCUCCCCUCCACGUCCCUAUGCUACACAUAACAACCCACAACGCCUCCGGCCAAGCCAUCAUCCACAGCACCCAAAAGCCCAUCGCGAAACUCUACCCCAAACACCGCUUCACAGCAACAACCCUCUACUCCACCUCCACCAUGCCCGCAAACCUCAACGCCGACGCCGACCUCGACGCCCACACCACCCUGCUGAAGAACGUAAACACCCCCAUCGUCCAACCCAACGGCACAAUCCUCCGCUUCGCCGACUUCGCCCCUAACAGCCACGGCUUCAUGCACCGCACGCAAAGUCUCGACUACGGCGUCGUGCUGGAGGGGACGGUCGUGUUGGAGCUAGAUGAUGGGAGUACGACGACGAUGACGAAGGGGGAUACGGCGGUUCAGAGGGCUACUAAGCAUGCGUGGCAUAAUCCUAGUGGGACGGAGUGGGCAAGGGUGUUGUUUGUGUUGCAGGAUUGUGCGCCGCUGGUUGUUGAGGGGAAGGUGGUUGGCGACGAUUUGGGUUCGGCGAGGGGGGCUUUGUCGGCGAGGGGGAAGGAUUGA
Messenger RNA from Zasmidium cellare ATCC 36951, 576 nucleotides. RefSeq lists its product as uncharacterized. The record is from RefSeq and is a predicted model, not a curated record. Lineage: Eukaryota; Fungi; Ascomycota; Dothideomycetes; Mycosphaerellales; Mycosphaerellaceae. Bases 1 to 576 code for a protein of 191 amino acids. The transcript has a single exon.